AUCGUAUUCUAAUCGACUAAUCAUAAACAUGAGUAAAUAACAUUGGGUUGACACAUAACCUCAACACUUGUCAGCGGACUCCGUGUAUUCACGUCUCUUGUUCGCUGCCUUUCUAACACAAUCAUAACUGGAUUAGAAAUUGCAGCUCAUUGAUUUUCGUGUCCUUCCCUUUUCUUCGAACUUUUCGCUCCAUGCGUCAUUAAUCAAUUUCGACAAGUUGUAAUAUUACGUCAAUUUAACAAAAGUGCUAUGAUAAAAAGUUGAUCACUUUGGCAUUUGCCGGUUCAAUCGGCAUGACAUUUGUUAUCUUGGGCUGCGCACUUCCAGCAUACCAAGCAUGGUGGCCCCUCUUUGUAGUAUUAUUCUACAUCUUAUCACCAAUUCCAACAUUGAUAGCGAGACGUUACACAGAGGAUUCCGGAAGUAGUAGCAAUCCCUGCCUCGAAUUGGCAAUCUUCGUUACGAUGGGAUUCGUUGUAUCAUCCUUUGCUCUGCCUAUUGUGUUAGCACGUUCACCAGAGAAUGACCCAACGAUAAAGUGGGGCGCGUGCUACCUGACCUUGGUGGGAAACGUAGUGGUAUACUUAACUCUGCUCGGUUUCUUCAUGACCUUUGACCAAGACGAUACUGACUACAGCAUGUGGUGAUCUGUUUGAAUACCUUGCCGUUGUCCAAAAUGUUUUCAGAUUUUAUCUCAAGAUCUGCGAAGAUGGUCCAUCAGAAUGGAAUAUAACGAAUUGUGUGACCGCCGUUUAAUUCUGACUUUGUUUAAAACCGCUAUUGUACAUUACUUCCACGUAUAACGUGUGUAAUUUUGUGCGUGUUGAUAACGGUAAUUAUCAUAAAAGUAUAGGCAAGGUAUCGCUGCAAAAUUCAGUAUCACUGAUUCACGUAAAACUUGUACUAAUACCAUAAUUAAAUAAAAAAAUAACGACGGAAACAAGUCAUAUUCGUGAAAUUAUACAUAAAGGUUUUAUUAAUCGCUAAACACAAAUAGCAAUUAACUGUAUUAUGUAUAUCUGUCCUUAUCAGUUUAAUGCAACUAGUCUAUAUUGUGAAUUUAAUGACGAGUAAAAGUCAUGUAUAAAAAAUAAUACAAACCUAUGAUAAGAAAUCUCACGUUCGGUGAAACUCACACAUGAUCAAUUAUCACGCGGCAAAAUAAUUAAGUUUAAAUAGAUUAUUUGUGUGAAAUUGUGGUCAGUGUAAAGCUUCAAUUCUCUUGUUUGUAACGUACUAUGUCGUGCAAUACUAUAUACAAAAAUCAAACUUAAUGCCGGUACAUAAGAAUGUAGGUACAUUGUCGUAUUGAUCGUAAGGUAAUUUAAUUAGAUUUGUUUGUACAUUUUUCAAAAAAAAAAAAAAAAAAUGAUAACAUAUAUACAUAUAUACACAUGCCUGUCCACUUUUGUACUAUAAUACAAAAGAUAAAAAAAAAAAAACAAAUUGAUAUGAGUUAAAUUAAUCACAAACAUGAUAUUUUCUCAUUCCUCAACGAAUAACUCUUAUGUGUUUACGUCUUAGAAAUGCAUGGAAGUUGCAAUUAUUGUUAAAACUUUACAAAAAAGAACUGCUAGUUAUUAACAUUGAUACAUAAAAUGUGAUGCGUACCUUAAUAUUAGUACAGUUACAGAAAAUUACUAUGAUAUCCUCAUGUUUGUAACUUUGGAACUUUUGAAUUGCUGCUGGUUGAAAAUAUGUUUCAGUAUUCGUGGGUUCAUUUUUCAACCGUUAAUUUGUCCAUUUUUCUUAAUGCUAUAAACAUUUGUACUGACUUUGCACAAAUAAAUACGUAUAACAGAUGUUCAAACAAAUUUUCCAUCAAAGUAAAUACGAUUUACCCACCUAUUAUUUGAUGGAAUAACAGUGUCAUGGGUUUCUUGGGGUAAAAAAAAUGUCACUGUAUGCCUUAAAUACGACGAAAGAAACACCUGUUUCAACCGAAUAAAGAAACUGAGCAAACUCGCAUGAAAAUAGUGAUUACAGGAAAACAGAGCAUCAUCAGAUUACAAAAAAUUCAAAUAAUAUGAUCAAUACAUACGUACAAGACUUAAGAAGCCUGUCACGGAUUAUUAAAAAAUUUCGUUCAGUUGAACGAAUAAAAAUGAUAUUAGGGAAAAUAGAAUAAUAGUUUGCAAAGACUGAAUGCUUAUAUAAUUUUGAUUUAUUUUGUUCUCAUAACGCAUUCAAGAUAUUUGCACGUAUGGUAUUGUAUUUACAAUAGGUACCUAUCAAAAUAUAUGUGAAAGUACAUUGUUCACCUUACAAACUCUAUGAAACCGUUUUGCAAAUCGUUUGUUCCAGUUUUUCUAGCCUUUUAAUUAUAGUACCUGAAAUUUCUUCGACAUUUUUAUGAUUAUUCAUUUUAUAAACUACGUGAAAUCAUUUUGCAAAUUGUUCGUCCCUGUUACUCUUGUUUUUAAUCAUUGCAUGUUAAACGUCUUCAAUACUUGUAUCAAUAUUCACAUUAUAAACUAUGUGAAAUCAUUUUUGUAAUUGUUUGUGCCUGUUUUUCUUGUUUUUUUAAUCGAUAUAUCAUUAAUUUUGUUAAUAGUUGUAGCAUUAUUCGCCCCAUCAAUUGUAUGAAAUCAUUGCGCAAGGCGUUUGAUUUUGGUUUUCUUGUUUUUUAAUUAUUACAUCAUUAAGUUUUUCAAUACUUGUAUCAUAAGUUCAAUUUAGUAUUAUGCGCAUCCCGUAGUAUAGCAUGCGUUCAAUACAAGUGGAAUGUACGAUUAAUUUUAAUAAGGGAAGGUCUAGCAUAUUGCUCGGUGUUCUGAUGGUUUUAUCUAUUCACUCUUCAUUCAUACAUAUGCGUGCCAUAAAAAGUUCCUUAAAAAAUGGAAUAUUCAUCAUUUAAGUGGAAGUACUUUGCUAAUGAAUGGAAUUUGAGUUGGAAUGUUGAGUUUGAUUGAACGGAUUUAUAAUUUAUAAAUCAAAAGCUG
Neodiprion virginianus is the source of this 2942-nucleotide messenger RNA. Its product is annotated as leptin receptor overlapping transcript-like 1. The record is from RefSeq and is a predicted model, not a curated record. Bases 294 to 647 code for a protein of 117 amino acids. The transcript has 5 exons. Lineage: Eukaryota; Metazoa; Arthropoda; Insecta; Hymenoptera; Diprionidae. Gene Ontology annotation, cellular component: endosome. Gene Ontology annotation, biological process: late endosome to vacuole transport via multivesicular body sorting pathway.